UCAGCUAUUGGAAUUUUGGGACUGGUUUAUCAUAUAGCAUAAUGCAAAUCAUGCAAGAUUGAUCCAAAUCAGAUUUUCUCACACUUGUUUAAUGUUGGAUUUAAUUAGCAUUCAAUUAUUUUGUGUGUACUGAUCAUCUUGACAUCUUCAACACCUUAAAAAUUCAAUUAUUCAUUUCUCAAAAAUUAAAUAAACAGAUUUUACAACUUGAAGCUUUAAUCUUGAUUUCAAUCGGGCUAACUUGAGUUAUUCAAACUAUCAACUUUCUUUGAGUCAUUAACGUGCUUUAGAAUACAGGACUAACUCACACUGCCCGUGGCAGCGAUAGGGGCAGGGGGCUAGGGGUGAGCGGUGGCAGGUGAUUGUUAUGGCCGGUAUUUUAUGUAUCAAACAUAUUAAAAAUAAUUUAGAGGGUGUAUUCUAAAUACAUUAAAAUUUGACAUUGCAUUUGAUUUUUUUUUCAAGAAAAUAACUAUAUAUUUAAAACUCAUGCAUUUGGAACGUAAUACGCUGAAUAUUUGCAACCAAACAACUUCUUAAGUUUUGUCCACAUUAAUCAAAUUCCUUUAUAGUGAUCCGAUGAACCACGAUCUAUCUUUGGAUGUUUAUAUGGUAGUUAAAUGUAAUUUUCUUAGAACUACCUGCUUCUCAGUGCAACUAUGGCCAUCUAUGAUGUGGUUCAGCUCGUGAGAGCUGAUGUAUCUACAGUGGCGCUGGGAAUUGCGGCCUCCACAUCGGCAAUUAUCCUCGGCGGUGGCACUAAGGGCAAGAGAUUGGCCAUGCCAAAUACAAGGAUAAUGCUCCAUCAGCCUCUUGGUGGUGCCAGUGGUCAGGCUAUUGAUGUUGAGAUCCAGGCCAGAGAGAUCAUGCACAACAAAGAUAACAUCACUAGACUAAUCUCAGGCUUUACGGGACGUCCAUUUGAACAGGUUCAGAAAGAUAUUGAUAGGGACCGUUAUAUGUCGCCAAUAGAGGCCGUGGAAUAUGGCAUCCUUGAUGGUGUUAUUGACAGGGAUUCUAUCAUUCCAUUGGUCCCUGUCCCAGAGAAAGUGAAGCCAAAAUACAGUUAUGAGGAGAUUAACAAGGAUCCCAGAAAAUUUUUAACACCUGAGGUUCCUGAUGACGAGAUAUAUUAGCUCAAAAACCAUUCACCAGGAGGUAUUCCUUAUCUUCGUUGUUUUUUUUACUGCUUUUUGUUUUUGUUGUAAUGGGAUUUUGUAGUUUCAUCAACUUCAUUUGGUAAAGCUGUUGAAUAUGUCAAGUUCUAUUAUUCUUGAUGGAGAAA
This is a messenger RNA of Dendrobium catenatum, 1285 nucleotides long. RefSeq names its product ATP-dependent Clp protease proteolytic subunit 4, chloroplastic. Gene Ontology annotation, cellular component: endopeptidase Clp complex. Bases 660 to 1136 code for a protein of 158 amino acids. NCBI's taxonomy places the organism in Eukaryota, Viridiplantae, Streptophyta, Magnoliopsida, Asparagales, Orchidaceae. Gene Ontology annotation, biological process: protein quality control for misfolded or incompletely synthesized proteins. The transcript has a single exon. Gene Ontology annotation, molecular function: serine-type endopeptidase activity; ATPase binding; ATP-dependent peptidase activity. The record is from RefSeq and is a predicted model, not a curated record.